Messenger RNA from Rubroshorea leprosula, 2679 nucleotides. The record is from the annotation of a GenBank genome assembly. Lineage: Eukaryota; Viridiplantae; Streptophyta; Magnoliopsida; Malvales; Dipterocarpaceae.
AAAUCGAUCAUUAUCUAACAGGUGAUGUCAUCACCGUCACGAUCUCUGUUUAACCUGUGCCAACGUUGGAUUGAUAAUGAUGUAGUUUAUGAGGAUUGGGGACCACAAGAUAGGGUAGGCCAGAAUGGUAACAAUGAAGUUAAUGAGGGAGAAGAGGAAGGUAACAUAGGGAACGUAACCCAAGAUAGGCCAAUUGGUGGUAAUAAGGGUAAAUUUGGAAAUUCAUUUGAAAGAGGUGAAUGCAGUAAUAGAGGUGGCUGUGAAGAAGAGUGUUCUAUUGAUGAUUGGAGCUCAACAGAUGAAGAAGCAGAUCCUGUUGAUGGUAGUGACAGAGAUGAUGAUGAAGCCAUUGCUGUGAAGGCUACUGCAAGGUCUCUAAGGAGACCAACAAAAGGAUUAGAAGUUCCUCCAGGUUUUGAGGGUUCAAAAACAAGGGUUAGGUACAAAACUGUUGCAAAGAAACCAACUCCUAGAUAUACUCCCACAAAGAAAGCAACAGAUCCAACCUCAACAUCUACAAGCAAAGGGGUUCCAAUAGAUCUUGUUGAGAAGGCCAGAAGCAGAAAGGAAAAGGCCAAGCUUGCAGAGAAGAGUGAUAAUGAUGGGAGAGAUAGUGAAUAUGCUCCAAGUGAUGAUGCUGGCAAGUUGAGGGACUCAUCAACAGAUUCUGAAGAUGACAUUUUUCCUGCUCCUAGGGCAGCAGAUAGACCAAGAAGAGCUGCAAAUGUCUACUUUAAUCCUGCUUGGGAUGUCCCUAUUUUUGAAGUUGGAAUGAGGUUUCAAAGUUCCAAACAAUUCAAGGAAGCAGUCAAACGUUAUUCUGUGAGGAAAGGAUGUCCUCUUAUACACAUUAGGAAUGAACCUAAAAGGCAAAGGUUUGUUUGCAAGUCUGGUUUGUGUAGCUGGGAGAUUUAUGCUUCAUUUGAGAAAAGGGACGACGGUUGCAAGGUAAAGAGUUACUACCCUGAACACACUUGCUUUAGAAAUCCUAACAACAAGAUGAUGACUUGUGAGAUGGUGGCUGAGUACUUUAAAAGUAGAAUUUAUGCCACUCAUUUCAUAAAAUGUAAAGACAUGAUGACAUUUGCUUAUAAUGAGCUUAGGGUAAAUGUCAACUUCAAGAAAUGUGAAAAGGCAAAAAGAAUGGUUUUAAAGGAGAUGGAAGGAAAUUACAGAGAUGAGUAUGCUAUGAUUAAUGCGUUUGGGAUGUAUUUGAAAGAAGUAAACCUUGGGAACUCAGUUUUUAUUACAACUGAUGAGAAUUCUGCUGGUAAAAGAGUGUUUAGUAGGAUGGAAUAUGCAAGGGCAUAUUGUUAUUUGCUGUUGAUAGAGAUGGAAAUAACCAGAUGUACCCAAUUGCAUGGGCUGUCGUUGAGUCAGAAAACAAUGAUUCUUAGCAAUGGUUCAUGGAAAAAGCUUGUAAAUGAUUUGGAGUUGGGCGAUGGACAUGGUUACACCAUGAUUUCUGAUAGACAUCCAGGCGUUAUUAAUGCAAAGGCAGAGGUAUUACCAUUGAUUUGGCAUAGAUAUUGUGCAAGGCACUUCUACUGCAAUCUUGCAAGGCGAAAUAGAGGUGAUGACAUCAAGCUUGCAUUUUGGUUGGCAUGUAGGGCAACCAAUGAGUUCGACUAUCUGGACAAAAUGGAUGCUUUGAGGGCGUUGUCUGAGGAGGCUUAUGCUGAACUGAAUGAACUACCUGACAAAAAGUUGUUUGUUGAUACAUGGGCAACUAAUAUUGCACCUAGAGUUCUGAAGAAGAUCAAUGAUAAUAAUAACCUGUCAAUGAAAUGCAAUGUGAGGUGGAAUGGUGACAAUGACUUUGCUGUGUUUGAUGGGCAUACACAGCAUACACAUGUGGUCAAUGUCCAUGAAAGAAAUUGCUCAUGUAGAGAAUGGAACCUCACUGGAAUUCCUUGCUCAUACGCUCUUUGUGCAUUAAGAUUCAAAGAUUGGAGUUUUGAGUACUUUGUUGAUGAGUACUACAAAAAGGAAAAGUACCUUCAAACUUAUGGGACAGCACUAGAAUGCCUCAGAGGGAACGAAGUGUUGAGAAGGAGGCCAGAAGGAGGAUGUUUGCCAUUGGAGAUGAGAUCAAUGCCAGGGCGCCCUAGAAGGAAUAGAAGAAGGGCAAAGGAUGAGCCUUUGAAACUGAAGAAGGGGAAAUUGACCAAGUUAUCAAAGCAUGGAUCUGUGUACACUUGUAGUGUGUGUGGUGAACAAGGGCACAACAAAGCUGGAUGUCCACAGAAAGACAAACAAGCAGGCCCUAAUCAAACCAAGGUCAAGAAAACAAGUAAAAAGAGUUCAAAUCCCACACAAAAACCAAAAGCAACAAAAAAGAGCACAAAGUUCAUGGAGGUUGCUGGCAUUGUCAUUGAUGAAGGCAAAGCGGAAGUGCAGAACAAACAGGGUUCGAAAAGAAAGGGAAAGGAUAAGGCUUGAGAAAGCAUGAAGGCUGUAUUUUGUUUGGCAUGACUACUUUUUUGUUUAUUGGCAGUGUAUACAGUUACUGAUUUGGCCUUUAAUGUUAGGCCUUAAUGUUAUACUCUUAUUUAUGUAUGAAAAAUGUAUUUAUGUGCUAGUGAACUCUGAACAACCUAUUGGUGCUAUGAAGUACAAUGUUCUUUUGGUUCUUUUAUUUGUUACAAAAUGUUUAUCAUCUGCUGUUAUUUUACAGUU